This is a messenger RNA of Plasmopara halstedii, 2592 nucleotides long. RefSeq lists its product as uncharacterized. The transcript has a single exon. The record is from RefSeq and is a predicted model, not a curated record. NCBI's taxonomy places the organism in Eukaryota, Oomycota, Peronosporomycetes, Peronosporales, Peronosporaceae. Bases 1 to 2592 code for a protein of 863 amino acids.
AUGAGCGAGAUGCUGGCUCUUGAAGCCGCUUCACCAUUCGAAAGUAUGCUAACAGUGAUCCCACCACCUCCUCCAGAUGAUGAAAUAGAUCAAUUUCAACCAGCUCUAUCUCCUGAUGAGAUUCCAUCUGAUACGAACAUACCCAAGGCACCUGAGACGAAAACAUUAGUGGAUUUGGCUCACGAAGUCGCCACUUGGACAUUACAUUCUGACCAUGACCUCCACUCAUAUCUUAAGCGAUACUCAGCUGACUUAUUCACACGUACAAAGAACUUGGAAGAUAGCGUACGGGACAUUGCAGCCGAGGCAGAUUCAGCCCACGUUCGACUGAAGAAUACAUUUAACGAAUUUCUUAUGUUGUCAAACAAUCAAUUUAUAGAAAAUCGAGUCUACGAUGAAGAACAAGAAGAUUUUUUCAGUGUGGAAGAUGGACAAUCGAAUACGGACAAGCAAGAGAUCGACAAAGAGAAAGAAGAACAGGCGGGUGAGUCAGCGACUGUUUUAGAGACAAAAGAGAAUGGUGCUAAGUCAGCUGCCGAGUCGAUUGUAACCAAGUAUAGGUCAGCUUUAGAUAUGGGAAUGGAAGCCAUGAAACUUUUUGUCAUGAUUGACGAUGAGGAUGAUAAGAGUGAGACUUCGUCUCAGUUUGACACGGUUCUAGACAUUUAUAAUGAACGUCCACUACCAUUUAUUAUUGGGACAAGAGAAUUCUUAGAAGACGAGACACUAGGACUUGGUGCUGCACCAGAAGAUUAUUCCGACAGUGAUAGCGACUCAAGUUAUGUAUCAUCCUAUAGUAGUUCCAACUCGGGUUCCGAUUCGGAAAACGAGUCGGAAAAUUCAGGUGGAAAAAGCCGCUCGGCAUCGCGCAAUCGUUCCAGUUCUAACGAAUCGGAACAUUCUUUUACUACAGCACAACCGCGACGACGUGCGAGUUCCGACGAGAGCGACACGAGCGGAUUGUUUGGACGUACACCAUCGACUAGAACUUCUCGACGACGAGUCGACUCGGAUGAAAGUUCGACAAGUGGUCUAUUCGGUCGCCCGUCGGUUUCGGAAUCGGCUAUUACGCCGGCUUCACGACAACGUCCAGAGUUUAAUGAAGACGAAAGUGACGAUAGUGACUGGACAAGUGAUAGUGAUGAUGACAAGAAAAUGUCAAAGCGCAAACAAAGUUCCGCUAAUCGAGAGGCUCCACCACCGUUUGCUGCUUCUACACCAGCAAGAAAGAAAUAUCUUGAAAGCUCCGACGAAGAGAGUGACGCAGGAUUAUUUGGCUCAGCUCCGUCCACAAAAUCGCGCGUUUUUGCCACCGAUAUGGUCGACCGUCCUCCCCACUCAGGUGGCGACCAAAUGGCUGACAGUCGACGCAGUAGCAAACUUCCAUCGACACGUCGAUCAAACUCGUUUAAUUCUUCAUCGUCAGAUGAUAGUGAAUUAUUUGGAAAAAGUAAAGAAGCAAGCAAAACAGAUACACACGCAGCACCACAAGGUUUUCGCUUGCCGUCUAUGGGCGAUACGAAGACUCGACAGUCGAAUAUACUAAAGUCGAACAAUUAUAGCUCAAGCGACAGCGAUGUCGAGUCCACGACGAGCGGUCUCUUCGGACGACCAGCUAGCGCAUCAAAAACGACAAGGAAGCCGUCUGGUGAAUCCGAGUUGCCGCCUGCUCAACGAUCUCGACGUCUUGACUUCUCUGAUGAUAGCAGUGAUGAUGAGACGGUUGGAUUAUUCCAAUCUACUCCAUCAAAAGCGACAACUCCAAAGGCGAUGCACACAACUGUCGUGCCACCUCAACGCCCAACAUAUUCUGACAGUAGCAGCGACGACGAAGAUGAGGGUCUGUUUGGAGCCAAGCCAAAAAGUUCCGCCACUACGUUACCUCAACCAGUGUCAUCAUCUCGCUCUCAGCCGGUGCAGCGUGCCUCUCAAAGCGGACUUUUUACUGAAGAUGAUAGUGAUGAGAGUGGCAGUGUCACCAGUACACCCGCUUCUACACCUGCUACGAUGCCUUAUAAUCAAACAUCAAGACCCCCACCUUUAGUUAAACAUGACAGCAGUGACAGCGACAGUGAUAGUGAUAGUGACGGCGGGUUAUUUGGGCAGUCAAAACCGGCUAGAUCUGCUCCUGAUCCCAUUCCAAAAGCGUCGAUGACUGCCACUUCUGCACUGACACGGCAAUCUCGUGCGGAAAGUGAUUCCAGUGAUUCAGACGAAAGCGAUUUAUUUGGUGCCUCAGCUGUGCGAACAACGCCAGCUCCAAUCUCGACCCCCACAAUAACUACAUCGCCAGCACCUGCAAAACUGAUGACUUCUCGAAGAAGUCUAUCAGAUGAAGACAGCGAUGACUGGAGCGAUGAUGAUGGUGGGCUCUUUGGUGUUGCGGCAUCGAAGUCGACUACAGCAAAGCCAGCUACAGUACGAAGUACAUCGACGCCACCUCAGCCAGAAAAUACGUCUACAUCUGUUGUGCACCCUCCAAUUUCUAGCACUGCAACACGAAUGCAAAUUGCAGACUCGGACUCAGAUUCAGAUUCGGAUUCUGAUUGGGAUGGUGAUGGGGGACUAUUUGGGCCUUCGAAGACGAAGUAA